Emys orbicularis (European pond turtle) is the source of this 981-nucleotide messenger RNA. It is a transcript of the gene AKR1D1, whose product is annotated as aldo-keto reductase family 1 member D1. Gene Ontology annotation, cellular component: cytosol. The transcript is spliced from 9 exons. NCBI's taxonomy places the organism in Eukaryota, Metazoa, Chordata, Testudines, Emydidae. Gene Ontology annotation, molecular function: ketosteroid monooxygenase activity; aldose reductase (NADPH) activity; steroid dehydrogenase activity. The coding region runs from base 1 to 981 and encodes 326 amino acids. The record is from RefSeq and is a predicted model, not a curated record. Gene Ontology annotation, biological process: androgen metabolic process; bile acid biosynthetic process.
AUGAAUCUAACGGCUGCAAACCACCGCAUACCUCUGAGCGAUGGGAACAGCAUCCCCGUGAUUGGACUUGGCACCUAUGCUGACCCCAGAAAAACUCCCAAAGGUACCUGUGCCGAAUCAGUGAAGAUUGCCAUUGAUGCUGGUUACCGCCAUUUUGAUGGGGCCUUUGUGUACUACAACGAGCAUGAAGUGGGACAGGCCAUCUGGGAGAAGAUUGCAGAAGGAAAAGUAAAACGAGACGAAAUCUUCUAUUGUGGCAAAUUGUGGAAUACAUGUCACCCACCAGAGCUGGUGCGUCCAACUUUGGAGAAGACACUCAAGAUUCUGCAGCUGGAUUAUGUUGAUCUCUAUAUUAUUGAGCUGCCAAUGGCAUUCAAGCCUGGAGAUGCAAUCUACCCUAGAGAUGAAAAUGGAAAAUAUAUCUACCAUGAGACAAACUUAUGUGCCACUUGGGAGGCUUUGGAAGCAUGUAAAGAUGCUGGCUUGGCAAAAUCUAUUGGAGUGUCCAACUUCAACCGCAGGCAGCUGGAAAUGAUUCUGAACAAGCCAGGGCUCAAGCACAAACCUGUCAGCAAUCAGGUUGAAUGCCACCCAUAUUUCACCCAGCCCAAGCUCUUAGAAUUCUGUAGACAACAUGACAUUGUCAUUGUUGGGUACAGUCCACUAGGAACCUCAAGGGAUGAAACAUGGGUAAAUGUGUCUUCCCCUCCUUUACUGAAGGACCCUGUGCUGAAUGCCAUUGGGGAAAAAUACAACAAGACGGCAGCACAGGUUGCUCUGCGUUUCAACAUCCAACGAGGGGUGGUGGUCAUUCCCAAAAGUUUCCAUCCACAGCGGAUCAAAGAAAACUUCCAGAUUUUUGACUUCUCACUCACUGAUAAAGAAAUGAAGGACAUUGAAGCCCUGAAUAAAAACACCCGUUACGUGGAGUUGCUGAUGUGGCGUGACCAUCCAGAGUAUCCCUUCAAUGAUGAAUAUUGA